Plasmodium malariae is the source of this 1521-nucleotide messenger RNA. Its product is annotated as conserved Plasmodium protein, unknown function. The coding region runs from base 1 to 1521 and encodes 506 amino acids. The record is from RefSeq and is a predicted model, not a curated record. The transcript is spliced from 2 exons. Lineage: Eukaryota; Apicomplexa; Aconoidasida; Haemosporida; Plasmodiidae.
AUGAUCAACCGAAACAUUACAAACAUACGUAGUUGUAAAAACAUGAAUAUAUACAAUAACGAUAUUAAAAAAAAGAACGUCUUUGUGAACCAAGCAAUAUUUUUUACACCCAAAAAAAAUCUUAUGAACACAAGCAAUGAAAAAAAGGAUAUUGAAAAUAAGAUAUUACAGAAUGUGAAUGAUGAUUACCCUUCAAAUAACAACUUCAAUAACUAUAAUAGAUGGUUUGGCAAUCAGGAUCAAAGGAAAAUCGAAAACAUUCCAAGCACCAUUUGGAAAGGAAAAGAUACUAUUCUGACAUUUAAUACUAACACGUCUAACCUUAAUAGUAGUGGUGUGAAUACUCAUAGUACUACUACACUGUCGAAUAAUGGUAGAGAAAACAACAACAACAUAAAUAAUACCAUACCUAAUGGGUCCACUGCUGGUUUACUGAACGGAUCAGCUAACGGUUUAAUUAAUGGAACCGUUAGCAAUCUCCAGAACAGCAUUAAUGCAACUUGUAGUAACGAAACGUGUAGCAAUGCAAAUAGGUACAGUGGAAAUAACUACAACAAUAAUAACAACAUGGGGAAUGAACAACAACGUUUUAAUGUAAACAGCAGCUUAACUAAUCAGGGGAAUAAUUUAAACUCGUCUAACAUGAAGAGUUUGAACUUUUUGCAGAAAAAUAAUAAUAUUAUAAACGGUAAUGUAAAUAAUGAGAAUAAUGUGGAGUAUUUAAAUAUUUCGUUACAACAUGGUUUAGAAAAGAAGAAAGACAUCGUUUAUUUAUUUCAAGAAUUGUUGAGCUAUUGCGAGUGCUUAAAAAGAAGCAGAAAAAAAAGCACAGAAGAAAUUAACAAAAUUCGAGUUAGCUAUAACAAGGUUUCAGAUUUAUUAAAAGAAACAUUAAAAAGAGAAAAGAACAGUCAUAUAAAAAUAGAAGAAUUACGAAAUAUUAUAAUUAAUUAUGAUGAAAAGUUUGACCGAGUUAAAAAUAGCUCUGAAGGGACAAUAACAAAUUUAAACAAAAAUGUACAAACACUAAUCGAUUUGAAUAAUAACUUAGAAAUAGAAAUGAACAAAGUUGUCAACGAAAAUCAUCAAUUAAGAAAAAUAGCUCAAAACGAAUUUGUGUUGAAUAAAGAAAUUAAUAGCUUAAGAAAAGAAAUAGAAAUAUUAAAUAAUGAAAAAGUUUCUUUAGUACAUCAGAUAGAUGGGUUAAGAUUAGAAAAUUCAAAAAUUGAAAAUGAAAAAAAUGUUUUGUUAAGUGACAAAACUUUGCUACAUUGUAAAAUUGAUGAACUGGAAAAUGGGCUAAAAAAUAGAAAUAAUUUUUUUAAUAAAUCUCAAAUGACAGAAAAAGAAAUUAACCCUUUUAUAAUUAAUUCUGAUGAAGAAAUUAAUGAGCAACUUAACAAUUACUUAAAUUUAAAUCAUGAUCAAAGAACAGAACUUUUCAAAAAUUUUCUCUACCAUUGGAGGGAAACGAACAAAGCUGGUCAAAAAUUUUAUGAACAAUCAUGUAUUAUGAACUAG